Phoenix dactylifera (date palm) is the source of this 2768-nucleotide messenger RNA. Lineage: Eukaryota; Viridiplantae; Streptophyta; Magnoliopsida; Arecales; Arecaceae. The record is from RefSeq and is a predicted model, not a curated record.
UACUCUCUUCCUGAUUUGGAUCCAAUUUAAAACUUUUAUAUGUUUUAUGGUCUAAUUCAUAUAUAUAUGUUUUAUGUUUCAUUAAUUCGUUGCUUUUAUGUUCAUUUAUUUUUAUAUAAUUGAAUAUGAAUUAUUAUGACCCAAAUCCUGGUAUGAUCUUUGAAUUGUUCUGGCGGAUUGAUUUGAUGCAAAUUUAGGCUUCCUUCUGGUUAUUCUGAUGGCAAGGGUUGGUUCAAUUAACAUUUUUAGAUGUGUUAGUCCAAAAUUACUUUUUUUAUGGUUUGUACUUCUUUUUGGCUGUCGUAGCCAUAGUAUUCGUCAUUGGUUUUACUGUCUCAGCUUUAGCUAACCAGCAUAGUUUAUCCAGCGACAUGGUAAGCAGCUUUUUGGCACUCUAUAUUCCUGAAUAAUUUUAUGUGAAAGGUAUAUUAGCUGAAAAGAACUGCAGGGGAUUCAUCUGAAGUUGUGGAAGGAUUACUGGUGAAUGUUGGAAAAUUUAAAUCUUGCAUAGCUAAUACCAUGAGUUUCUUGCAUCAUUGUCGUCUAACAAAUAUUGAUGAAAUGGUUGCAUGUUUACCUGUAGGUUGAUUUCGAUUCAUUUUUCGAAGAAAUGUACUGCAGCCUCUUAAUGUAUAGUAUUCAAGAGUUUUGGAGGAUGAUCAUUUUAGUGGGCAUAAGUUCAAUUUCUGUUGUCUCUAGUGGAUUUUUAAUUUUUGUUGUUUCUGUUGUGUGGAGGGACAUAUAUAGAGCAAGAAAGUCUUUCAAGUAACUAUAAUAUUUAAGAUGAAAUAGGCCAUAGAGGUAGCUUCUAAAAGAAUUACUGGAUUGGAGUCGCAAUUUGCUCUUUACUAUUGUUAUUCAAGCAUAUGCAUGGAGUAGGUAAAGUGCAUUUAGUUGUCACAAGGGAAGGGGUUCGUAAUGUAAAUAUUAAGAAUUGAGUAAAUUCAUCGGAACUGGUGUCAUACCUUCAGCCAAUACCAUAAUUUUCAGAAUAAGUGGUCUGUAGGAGACAUCCCAUGUCACCAUCUUCAAGACUCUCACAAACUAAAUGUUUCUUGUGACCCAAUGUUAUCGUUUGCAGCUUUCAUCUUUCAAAAAAUAGUUUUUUUCUAUAGAUAUGUGGUUAUGGUUCCUUAUUACCAGGAAUGAGAUUUUUGCGUUAAGAAAUGGUCGUGAGCUUGUGGCAGCACAUCAGUUCCUGAAUGAGCUACUUGUGCAUCAUAUUGAACAAUGUGUCCUUGUCAGUUCAUAUUUGUAGAGUUAACAAGAGAACCAUGCAUGAUUUGAAUUUUUUUACGGUAAUUAGAUAAACCUGCAGUUAUGGGGUAUAUUAGACUUGACUAUGAAGCUGUGUCCUCAUCAACUGAUGGAUUUUUACAGUUUAAGCUUGGGUUUUUCUGUUUCUAUUAUUGAGGGUACAGUUACUAUUGUUCAUGCUGUUGUUUCAUGAAUAGCUACAUCAUUGGGAUUCAAACAGUAUUGACAAUGAUGAUAAGAAUGUGGUAUAUGUGUGGCACAGAUUAUAUUUUACAUGUUGGCAAGCAUGGGUAUUGAUGAUAAGUCUUGUGAACAGAAAAAUAUAUUGCAUGGAAACAAGUAUAACCUAAGUUGCCACCACCACCAUCCAACAUCCAUGGAGGAUGCAGUUAUCCUAUAAAUCUGGGUGUAAACCUGAAAUCAGCCCUCCACCUUUUCUGUCCAGAUUUGAAACAGCAGGGGCAUUGUUGAGAACCGAUAAUUCUCUCAAAGUUAAUAAUAUAGUCUUCAAAAUUUCGUAUCUCAUAUCUUUCUCUGACUUUAGUAUUUUUGGUAGGAUGUUAGAAAUGGUUGACAAGUCAGCUUGGCCUGUGAUAGUCCGUGUGCCAGGUUUCUUGUGCUUCCAGUUUUGUGAGCCUUUAUUCAUAAGCAGAAGGUAACAAAAUGUCGACCGUUGCCACCCCGACUGCCUACACAGUCAAAAGCAGCAUUAGAAGCCAGUCCCCAUCUGUGCUGUUCAGGAGCGCUUGCUCGCUGAGCUCCUCGAAGAGCAUCUCAAAGGCAUCCAGUCUGAAGGUAUCCAACCACUUCAGGGCAUCUGCGAUGGCUGUUUACAAGGUGAAGCUCAUUGGGCCAGAGGGGCAGGAGCACGAGUUUGACGCUCCAGAUGACACCUACAUUCUGGACUCUGCUGAGGCUGCAGGAGUGGAGCUGCCUUACUCAUGCAGGGCCGGGGCAUGCUGCACCUGCGCCGGCCGCAUGGACUCCGGCGAAGUUGACCAGUCCGAUGGAUCCUUCCUCGAUGAAUCGCAGAUGGAAAAGGGUUAUGUCCUGACCUGCGUCUCCUAUCCGAGGGGGGACUGCGUCAUUCACACUCACAAGGAAGGUGAGCUUUUCUGAGUACUGUGGAUGUGCAUGGGCUUCUGUAUUGGCAAUUAGAUGCCUCAGGGGUUUUGUUGUUGGUUUUAUAUAUGUUCAAGGUAAAACUCUUGCUCAAGCUGAUGUAAAUGUGGUUUAUUGUUAGGAGCAUUUCUAGGAUCUGAUGAUAUCUAAAUAAACUGGGUCUAUGUGUGCUCCGUGGCUGCAUGAAUCGUGUAUUACCGAAAUUUAUUUCAAGCUCUUUGAUAGAACAAAUCUAGUGAUGACUGGAGCAAUUUGUUGUGUCGACAAGAACUUUUCUCAGAACUUUGGCGCCUUCUGAUUCAUUAGUGGCAUGCCAUGCAGAUACUACAUCAUGUUAACCUUCUGGUGACCAAAAUUUGAAUUCGAAUGUUUCAAUGUUGAGUUUUAAA